This is a messenger RNA of Pseudophryne corroboree (corroboree frog), 3425 nucleotides long. Its product is annotated as zinc finger protein 436-like. Gene Ontology annotation, biological process: regulation of transcription by RNA polymerase II. Gene Ontology annotation, molecular function: DNA-binding transcription factor activity, RNA polymerase II-specific; RNA polymerase II cis-regulatory region sequence-specific DNA binding. Gene Ontology annotation, cellular component: chromatin; PcG protein complex; nucleus. The record is from RefSeq and is a predicted model, not a curated record. Lineage: Eukaryota; Metazoa; Chordata; Amphibia; Anura; Myobatrachidae. Bases 306 to 2291 code for a protein of 661 amino acids. The transcript has 6 exons.
GUGGAGGGGCCAGUCACCAGGAAGCGGCCCGUGCCAAUCAUGCCCUACUUCCUGCUUUCCUCCUUACUUCCGGUCACACAGAUCAGGGUUAAACAGUGGUAAAGAAGACAUCCGAUCGCAUUGUGUUAGAGGGACUGAGCAGAACCCAGAGCCCCAUCACUGUGCCUCCACCUCACUCACUGAUACAUGAGACACAAUAACCAAAAGAUCCUGGAACUCACCAACAAGACGAUUCAGCUGACUGGAGAGGUGACUUUUGGGAGGGGGAGUAUAUAGAGGAACACAGGGGUCUGUACAAGGACGUGAUGAUGGAGAAUCACCGGCCCCUCACAUCACUGGAUGGGCCCAGUAACAGAGAUACCCCAGAGAGAUGUCCCCGUCCUCUGUAUUCCCAGGAUUGUACAGAGGAGAAUCACAGGACCGCACAGGAGGAUCAGGUAGAACGUCUGUCUGAUAUUAAAACAGAAGACAUAGAAGGAGAAGAAGAGACGUAUGUGACUGAUAUAAAGGCAGAAGAUAUAGAGGGAGAAGAAGAGACUUAUGUGACUGAUAUAAAGGCAGAAGAUAUAGAGGGAGAAGAAGAGACGUAUGUGACUGAUAUAAAGGUAGAAGAUAUAGAGGAAGAAGAAGGGACGUAUGUGACUGAUAUAAAGGCAGAAGAUAUAGAGGAAGAAGAAGAGACGUAUGUGACUGAUAUAAAGGCAGAAGAUAUAGAGGGAGAAGAAGAGACGUAUGUGACUGAUAUAGAGACAGAAGAUACAGAGGGAGAAGAAGAGACGUAUGUGACUGAUAUAAAGGCAGAAGAUAUAGAGGAAGAAGAAGAGACGUAUGUGACUGAUAUAAAGGCAGAAGAUAUAGAGGAAGAAGAAGAGACGUAUGUGACUGAUAUAAAGGCAGAAGAUAUAGAGGGAGAAGAAGAGACGUAUGUGACUGAUAUAGAGACAGAAGAUACAGAGGGAGAAGAAGAGACGUAUGUGACUGAUAUAAAGGCAGAAGAUAUAGGGGGAGAAGAGACGUAUGUGACUGAUAUAAAGGCAGAAGAUCUAGAGGGAGAAGAAGAGACGUAUGUGACUGAUAUAAAGGCUGAAGAUCUAGAGGGAGAAGAAGAGACGUAUGUGACUGAUAUAAAGGCUGAAGAUCUAGAGGGAGAAGAAGAGACGUAUCUGAAGGGUGAUCAGCAGUGUAAGGAGGAGGAAAUCCCUACAGAUAUCAGCACAGCAGAUGGACACACAAGCAGGAAUAUCUCAGAAGGACAUCUAAUGUUGUCCCCGGAUUGUGAAAUAAAAGAUAAUGACAGUAGACCGGAUUCUCCAGGAGCAAACCCCAUAACCCCAAUUAUACAUCCAGCUCUAUCAGCUGGUCCCCCUGAUCCUGCAAAAUAUUCUCCUGAUCACUCUGAUAUUGGUGUAUCUGGUACAGCUCUGAGAGUAGAUACAGAAUUUCCAUGUGCUAUAGAUGACAAAUGUUUUACACAGAACACAAAGCCUAUUACCACACAGACAGGUAUGCCAAGUGAGAGGCCAUUUCUAUGUUCUGAGUGUGGGAAAUGUUUUACAUACAAAUCAAAUCUUAUUAAACAUCAGAGAUAUCACAUAGGUGAGAAGCCAUUUCCAUGUUCUGAGUGUGGAAAAUGUUUUGCACACAAAUCAGAUAAUAUUAGACAUCAGAGAAGUCACACAGGUGAGAAGCCAUUUCCAUGUUCUGAGUGUGGGAAAUGUUUUGCACAAAAAUCAGAUCUUGUUGCACAUCAGAGAAGUCACACAGGUGAGAAGCCAUUUCCAUGUUCUGAGUGUGGGAAAUGUUUUGCAUACAAAUCAGUUCUUAUUAGACAUCAGAGAAAUCACACAAGUGAGAAGCCAUUUCCAUGUUCUGAGUGUUGGAAAUCCUUUGCACACAAAUCAGAACUUAUUAAACAUCAGAGAUAUCACACAGGUGAGAAGCCAUUUCCAUGUUCUGAGUGUGGGAAAUGUUUUGCACACAAACGAAAUCUUAUUAUACAUCAGCGAAGUCACACAGGUGAGAAGCCAUUUCCAUGUUCUGAGUGUGGGAAAUGUUUUGCACAGAAACCACAUCUUGUUAAACAUCAGAGAAGUCACACAGGUGAAAAGCCAUUUCCAUGUACUGAGUGUGGGAAAUGUUUUAUCCAGAAAUCACAUCUUAUUAAACAUGAGAGAAGUCACACAGGUGAGAAGCCAUUUUCUUGCUAUGAGUGUGGGAAAUGUUUUACCUGGAAAUCACAACUUGUUACACAUCAGCGAAGUCACAGGCGAGAAGCCAUUUCCAUGUUCUGAGUGUGUGAAAUGUUUUACACGGAAAUUAGAUCUUUUUACACAUCAGAGAAGUCAGACAGGGGAGAAGCCAUUUCCAUGUUCUGAGUGUGGGAAAUGUUUUGCAUACAAAUCAGAUCUUAUUAAACAUGAGAGAAGUCACACAAGUGAGAGGCCAUUUUCUUGUGUGUGAAAUGUUUUACAUAGAAAUCACAACUUGUUACACUUCAGCGAAGUCACAGGUGAGAGGCCAUUUCCAUACUCUAAAAAUAAAUCAGCACAAUAGACAUCGCUCAGGUGAGAAACCAUCUUCUGGAUUAUACUUAUUGCCAUGCGUCAUUGUUAAAAGUUCUCCUAUGCUUUUUGCAAUAUACAUGCUACCACAGUGUGAAAUAAUCAGAUGUCAUGCCCUCAUCUACCACUGCUAUGCAGAUGACCUGUCUUUUGCUCCAGGUACUGAGAACCCAGUACCAAUCCUAAAUGGUUGUCUAGCUGAGCUCUAGGUGUGGGUGAUGCCAGUUGGCUGUGACUCAGUCCUGGUUAAACAGAUCCUUAUGAUAGAAGCUCACCAACAAAGGGCAGAUCUACAGCUCAGCUUUGUUACCAACCAGACAUAUGCUAGGGGGUUCAGAGUUGCAAAAUGCUGAUCCUGUGUGGAAUCUUGGUGUCCUGGAUGGUGGAGUGACACUUAGAGAUCAGGUAUCUGCCACUAUCAGAUCCUCAUCUGAGGAACAUAGCCAGACUCCAGCACUUAUUUCCCUCUGAAGAUCUACCUACAGUCAUACAUUUACUUGUAUCAUCACGCAUAGACUACUGCAAUGUCCUCUUCCAGAGUCUCCCAGCAAGCUUGUAGCUUGUACAGAAUGCAGCAGCCAGGCUGUUACCUAACCAGCCCGUUCCUGCCACAUAACACCCAUUCUCUGCUCCCUUCACCGGCUGCCUGUAAAAUGGUGACUAUUACAUAAUCUUACUGACUCCCAAUCCUACAUGACCAGUGUCAAAGGUACCAGAAGCAGCUUCUGCCUCUUUACUGCCCAGUUACUUCCAUCUGCAGAUGAAGGACUGUUACCAGCAGUACCAAGAAUCCCCAAGCAUUUCUGAGAUGGAAGGGGGGGGAGACAUGGUGGUGGCACUAGUGCUGUAGCGGGGGCUGCCAGA